AUGACUGACAACAACAAAGGCUGCAAGAUCACGCUCUACUGGCUCGAGCAAUCUAGAAGUCACCGCAUUCUCUGGCUACUCGAGGAGCUCCAGUUGAAAUAUGAGCUAAAGACCUUCAAGCGUCGUGCCGACAGGCUGGCUCCAGCCGAGCUCAAGGAGGUGCACCCUCUGGGCAAGUCCCCCGUCAUUACGAUCGAAGCCCCAGGAGCAGAGAAGCCGCUGGUACUGGCCGAGUCUGGCGCCAUCGUAGAGUAUCUCUGCGACCACUUUGGCAGCGUGCGACCAACACUCGUGCCGGAACGCUAUCAACCAGGCCGCGAGGGCCAAGUCGGCGGAGAGCGCGAGGAGUGGAUCCGGUACCGCUACUUCAUGCACUACGUGGAAGGCACCCUGAUGCCAUUCUUGGUGAUGACUCUGGUCAACGAUACCAUCCGCAACUCCCCUCCCUUCUUCGUUCGCCCAAUUACCGGCAUCGUGGCUUCGCAGGUCGAGGCGGCUUUCCUGACUCGUAAUAUCGAGGGUAAUCUCGCUUUCCUGGAGCAGCAGCUGCAGACGGCUCCGGAUGGCGGCCCUUAUCUUUGCGGGAAGGAUCUGACUGCAGCCGACAUUCUGAUGAGUUUCCCACUCAUCGCAGCUAGCGGCCGGGUUUUGAAGGACAAGAAGCAGAAGGACAAGUAUCCCCUGCUGGCGGCCUAUGCUAAACGUCUGGAGGAGGCUGACGGUUACAAGAAGGCCGUUGUAAAGAUUGAGCAGAUCGAGGGACAUUUCUCGGCUUCUAUGUAA
Penicillium daleae is the source of this 783-nucleotide messenger RNA. Its product is annotated as glutathione S-transferase. The record is from RefSeq and is a predicted model, not a curated record. The transcript is spliced from 3 exons. Bases 1 to 783 code for a protein of 260 amino acids. NCBI's taxonomy places the organism in Eukaryota, Fungi, Ascomycota, Eurotiomycetes, Eurotiales, Aspergillaceae.